AUGGAGGGCCCCAGUACUUCUGAAGGACAGAAGCAGGAGCCAAGGAGAAGGGGGCAAAACACUGGCCUUCAUUACUCUUUUCUCGAGGGGCGAAUCGUGUUGGGUGUUUUCUUCGGGCUGGUUGCUCCUGAUCUGGCUGAGGAGUUCUCUUGGGUGGUGGUCGCCUUUGCUAUCGCAUUGGUCGUACUCUGCCUGAGCUUCUUGUGCGUCACGGCCUUCAUGGACCCGGGUUUCAUCCCUCGAGACCAACCUGAAGACAUGGAAAUGGGGCAGCGUGCUCCCACCAAGGAGUAUCAGGUGAACGGGUACACGGUGAACACCAAGUGGUGCAUGACUUGCAAUCACUACCGCCCGCCACGCUGCUCCCACUGCGCCGUUUGUGACAACUGCGUCCGCAAGUUCGACCACCACUGCCCCUGGGUGGGCAACUGCAUCGGCGAGCGCAACUACCGCUUCUUCCUGCUGUUUGUGUUCACGACGGCGGCGCUGGACCUGUAUGUGGACGGCUGGUGCUGGGGCCACCUGGCAAAGCUGGCAAGCCACAAUGAGGACGGCUGGUGGGGCGCCAUCCACCAGGGCAUCUCUGGCCCUGCCGCCCUCGCCCUCAUCAUCUACACCCUCCUGGCACUCGGGUUUGUGGGGGGCUUGAGCGGCUUGCACACGUUCUUCACAUCCACGAACAGGACCACGUAUGAGCACUUCAGAGCACGCGUGAACGGCCAGGGCAACCCAUACGAUGUCGGCUGCUUCAGAAAUUGGGUGCAGGUGUGCUGCACCAGAAUGCCUGAGCGUAUUGAGGAGCACAGAUUCCCUCCCCAGGAAAUGACUGAGAUGCAGCCGUUGGGCGGCUCGCGGCAUGAUGGGCACUACGUGCCUCAGCCCCAGCCGCCUUUCUCUGCGCCAAAGCAGCCGGUCCACGUCGGCAAGGACCCCUACUGCCAGCCUGAGCUUCCCAAUGGCGGUCCUCACAUGAUAGCAGGCAGCGCGCGGGCGGCGCCGGCGGCGGAGGUGGAGGAGUACCUGGACGACGGGGACGAGCAGGUGGAGAAGAUGGCUCCGCCAGUGGACCCCAAGGGCCUCCCGCGCGGCGCGCGCCGCUUCUCCGAGAAGUACUCCGACGACGGAAACCCCUCCAGCCGGCUAAACUCCCCGGAGCAAUCACUGGCUGCGGCGCCGGCCGCGCCGGCGCAAGACGGGGCACGCCGCUCGGCCAAGUUUGUGCCACGCUACGGCAGCCCCAGCCGCGCGGAAAGCCCCGCCAGGAGCGCAAGCCCAACGCGGCAGGUGAGGGAGAGCCGCGGGUACCCGGGCGAGCUGCCGGUGCCCACCGCCUCGCAGCGCCGCGCGGGCGGCCAGGCCGCCAAUGCCAACGCUGCUCCUCUCCCGGACACUCCACCCCAGGACACCGCGCGGUCAAACAUUGAGGGCCAUCCGAUCGAGGUGAGCCCCAGCACGACGGGGACGCCCUUCGCGGCCGCCCCGGGCGAGCCCGCGCCGGCCAAGAGCCGCUCCCUCAGCAGCCGCUUCUCCGCAGAGCAGCGCCCCGAGACUCCGCAGCGCGCAGCCCUUGCCGGCCUCAGGGAGAUGCGGCGCUCAUCUUCGGGCUCCCCCAAGCGCCUGUCGGCGUCGGGAGACUCGCCACUGGCGCGCCGCGGGACGCGCGAAUCGGCGCUGCGCACAGUCUCCUACACAGACAACGGCAGCGGCAGCCCCCGCUCCGCCUCGCGCCGCCGCACAGAGAGCGAUGCACCCUCCGGCGAGGAGCUCACGGGCCCUUCCUCGCGCUUCUCGGAUGACAUGGGUCCCAGGGGGCACCGCAUCAGAGUCUCCCCGGACCGCGCGUCGCACGCCAGCAACAACGGCAACGAAGCCCAUGAACCCGGCCUCGCCCACAUGUCGGAAUCGCGGAGCGGGUGUCUGCCCACCAGCCCGGCGGCCACAGUGUCAGGCAGCCUGAUCAGCGUGAUGAGCGGCGCUAAGGAGGGCAGCCUCGAGCACCAGGUAGUGGGUGAUCCAGAGACCGUCGCUGGCGGCUCCUCCCUGCCCCGGCAAGGCUCGCGCAGCAGCAGGGAUAAGAGGAUGUUGAGUGACUCUGGUGAGGUGCCGAGCAGCCCAGCGGAGAGCAACGGGGACUCCAAGCGCUGGUGGCGAUGA
Messenger RNA from Coccomyxa subellipsoidea C-169, 2154 nucleotides. RefSeq lists its product as hypothetical. Bases 1 to 2154 code for a protein of 717 amino acids. Gene Ontology annotation, cellular component: endoplasmic reticulum; Golgi apparatus. Gene Ontology annotation, molecular function: protein-cysteine S-palmitoyltransferase activity. Gene Ontology annotation, biological process: peptidyl-L-cysteine S-palmitoylation; protein targeting to membrane. NCBI's taxonomy places the organism in Eukaryota, Viridiplantae, Chlorophyta, Trebouxiophyceae, Coccomyxaceae. The record is from RefSeq and is a predicted model, not a curated record. The transcript has 15 exons.